Messenger RNA from Portunus trituberculatus (swimming crab), 3147 nucleotides. RefSeq names its product mucin-2-like. The coding region runs from base 303 to 2456 and encodes 717 amino acids. Gene Ontology annotation, cellular component: extracellular region. Gene Ontology annotation, molecular function: chitin binding. Lineage: Eukaryota; Metazoa; Arthropoda; Malacostraca; Decapoda; Portunidae. The record is from RefSeq and is a predicted model, not a curated record. The transcript has 7 exons.
UAGGCGGGAUGAGGCCAGCAGUGUGUGGCCGCGCGGGUCACGGGGAGGGUGGCUUGGAGUGAAGUCCUUAGCGAGGUGGCACUGCGGUUUGGGAUAACGUGCUGUGACGUUUUCAGUGUGUUACUGGGUGCACCCUCAGGACGGGGAAGUUCUUGUUACGGCGACUGAUUCUGGUGGAAAGAAGACCCCACAGAACUGCUCCAAAGAAAAACGAUCCUGUUUGCCUGACGCAACGAAAAGGAAAGUGUUGUUGGUGUCUGCAGGAGGCCUCGGCAGGAGCCACCAUCACAACCACUACAACAAUGAUGCAGUCUUGCCACAUCAUGCAACCUCUCCCCUGGGGCUCCAUCCAGCACCCACACCGGCGCCUGCCACACCUCCUCUUCCUCCUCUUCCUCUACUCCCUCACCUCCUGCAGCAAUGGCAUCACGUCCAUGACCGAGAAAGAAGCAACCGUUCCGCUGUUGGGGACUAUUCCUGACACUCCCUUCCGCUGCCUGGGUCACAGUGCCGGAUACUACGCUGACCCAGACACUGGCUGCCAGGUGUACCACAUGUGUGACAGUCUGGAGAGGCAGUACUCAUACCUGUGCCCAAACUACACCCUCUUCAACCAGAAGUUCAUGGUGUGUGACCACUGGUACAUGGUGAACUGCUCCUCCUCCCCCACCUUCUACCACCUCAACAGUCAUAUUGGGGAAGUGCCUGGUAAGACUGAGGGAGAAGAGGAGCAGAAUGCCAUCACAGUGGGGCCGGUGGGUGAUGCCUCACCAAGGAGAAGCAAAGGAACGCUACCGCGCACACCACUUGCAGGGCCACCAUUUCCCCCAAGCACCACAUCCAAGGAUGCCUCAAGACCUCAGCUGAGCUUCAAGCAGUCUGGGGCAAUACCUGUCAAAGGAACACUUUUCAAAUCUCCUACGAAACCAGUCACUCCCGCUGCCAGACUUGCCUUCACUACAACACCAAAGCCAAGCACAUCAUCACGUAGGCCAUUUGCUUUCCCACUGACCCUACCACCAAACACUCCACCAAGCAAGCAACCAUUCACUUCCCCAAUCAAACCACAACAAUCAUUCACUCCACCAUCAAAAGAUUCACUCACACCAGUCAGGCAACCAUCACCACUCAAUACACGCCCAACCUUAAAUAAGGAAGCAUUCAAUUCAACAAGACAGCAGUCAACCACUCCCAUCAGAAAACCAACCACUCAAAUACAGUCAACCACUCCCACCAGGGAAUCAACCACUCGAAUACAGUCAACUACUCCCACCAGGCAAUUAACCAGUCGAAUACAGUCUACCACUCCCACAAGACAACCAACCACUCCUAGCAGGCAACCAUUUACUUUCCCAGUCACUCAGCCAGCCACUCAGCUGAGCCAAAAAGUAACUUCCACAACCCUUUCAGUACAAAAGCCACCUUCCUUAUUUUUCACUCUGCCUAAGAUAGAAUUCAGUACCAAUCAUAAUGAGAAAGAAGAGCAAAGUACUGUAAAGCAUUCUAGCACACACAUACAAGACACAAACUCUUCUCAUUCCACCACAAGUAGCUUCAGGCCACCCAGUAUUGCUCACACACAUAUUACAGAAGCUCCUGCAACACAGACAGAGCAGCCUAACACAAGCAUCACCAAGAAGCCUGCCAGUGUAGCUCGUGGCCCUGGCAAUAGGUUUUCCUUUACUAACCGCAGGGAGGAGGAAAUAGCCUUAACACCUGAAGAUUUGCAGAGAAUAGUGUUCCAGCCUCUCCUAGCACGACCACGCACUAAGACGCGCAGGGUUCUGACCAGUGCCCCUUCCCUGCUGCCUAUUGAUCCUGCCAACAUCACAGAUCCACAUCUUCGCCACUUCCCCAUGCGUAUUGAGUUUCCUGAUCCCAUCAUUCCUGAGGACUCAUCUUCUCGCAGUUCCCUGGAUUUGAAGUUAUCCAAUAGUCAAGGGACUCAAGCACCUCCCCACCUAUUCACCUCUCCAUCUGCCUCUCCAGCUGUACAUCCUCUCUCCACCUUCCUUUCUCCUCCAACACAUCCUUUUACCCCAAUUGUGAGAAUGAGGCAGGAGUUCCCCACACUUUUGGCUGUUCCUCAAGAGGAUGACAAUCUGCGAACGUCUCCUCGGGAAACGUUCCUCCCCGGAGCUAGGCAGUUGCCCUUUCCUUCUUCCACUCGGGGCAAUCGAGACUUCUUCAUUCCCUCAGCAGAGUUCUCAGAGCUCUCACUGCUUGUGUCAGAGUUGUCUCCAAAUAUUUUAGAAGAACCAGCCCAGAAUCCAAGCCAUGGCACGAGUGAUCACGAUGACCACCACCAUCACCACGGUGACCACAUGACAAUGGUGUUUCCUGCACCUCUUGAGCCUCACAUGAUGGAGAAGCUCAAGCUGAACCCUGAGUGCCCUCGCUGCCACCCUGAAUUCCUUAAGCCUGGCCAGUGCAACCCUUGUGUUGUCAUAAAGUAAUGAUGAGAACAUGGCUUUUAGGGAACAGUAUCACAAGUACUUGGAUACAGCCAUUAAAUCAUUUGCACUGUAAUAAAAUAAAGAAAAUAAUAAACAUUUACUCAGUAAAGAUACGCAAAGACUGACAUUUCAGGCUGUCUGCCUCCUGGUGCCCGCCUCAUGCAGCAACCUGGUGUGGCCAGUCUGCAACAUGAACAAUGAGGAGUGGACACCAUUCUCACACACUCUCACACACACACACACAUUGGGACUGCCAACUUUACAAGAUAGAAGAGAAUAUGGAGACCUAAUAACAAUGUAUAAAAUAGUAAAUGGCAUUGAAAAGAUAGACAAGGAAGACCUGGUGCUGGUGACAGAAGCUGGAAGGACAAAAGGACAUGUAAAAAUUAGGAUGAAGCAAUGUGUGAAGGAUAUUGGAAAAUAGUUUUCCACAUAGAAUAGUAGAAAAGUGGAAUGCAUUGAGUGAUGAAGUUGUUACACCACAUAACGUGCAUAAUUUUAAAGAAAAAUUGAAGAAAUGGAGACAGGACACACUAUGAGUCCCGCUCGAAUCCUGUAUAAAAACAACUAGGUAAUACACACAUCUCAAACUGUACUUUUCAGUGAAGAUGAAGAACUAGCUACAUAGCAUGAUCUACACUUCAUAAUCUAAACUUUAGAUCAGAAAUUAUGAAAAAAAAAGAGAAAAAUG